AUGCCUCCCGAGGAUGACUGUCCCUUGAUCUAUGGCGCAAAGCCGGGCUACGCCGAGUUCGCGCUCGACUGCCUUGCUCGCAAUCGUCCUGCAAUCGUUAAAUCGCACCACUUGGUCUCUCGAUGGCCUGCCACUCGACGUUGGCGGUGCAAAGAUGGCACGCUGAACUCGGACACGCUCGAGCAAGACUGCGGACAUCACUCGGUCACUGUGGCAGACUGCAGCCGGCGUGAUUUCAGCGAUCACGUACGACUUGAGCGCACACUGUCAGAAGUGCUCACUCUCUGGCGUGAAGGGGCAGGCCAGUCACUCUACAUCAAGGACUGGCACCUCGCCCAGGCUGAAGACAGUGUCGCGCCCGCUCAAAAGCACUCACGCUUGUCGUCCAGCUUCUACGAGGUCCUGGAUCUCGUCGAAGAUGAUUGGCUCAAUCGUUACUAUCUGUCGACCACAAAGGACGAUUUCAGAUUCGUCUAUCUCGGCCAGGCAGGAACGCUGACACCUGUCCACCGCGACGUCUACUGUUCAUACAGCUGGUCCACCAAUAUCGUUGGCCGAAAGCGUUGGUGGCUCUUUCCACCUGCCCAAGCGCAAUGGCUCCGGCAAGGCUCUCAGACCAUCUUUGACUACAGAGCUAUCGACCCGACAGCUUUUCCGAAUGCACAUCGUCUCUGCCCGUACAUCAUCGAGCAAGCUCCGGGCGAGACCAUCUUUGUACCCUCAGGCUGGUACCACCAAGUCGAGAAUCUCGAUCUUUGCCUGUCCAUCAAUCACAAUUGGCUCAACUCGUAUUGCCUCACGAAUGUAUGCAGAGCGAUCAUUGACAAGGUCGAAGAAGUCCAGCUCGCGCUUGCAGAUGUCAAGGAUCUCCUCGAGACGCGCUCGGGCGACCCAAACUGGCAGCUACAAUGGCACGAGGUCGUACAGAGACUCGUCGAGCAAGAUAGCGGUUGGAGUUGGACAACGUUCUGGCAAAUGGUCGACCACAAUUCAUCGAUAGACGUUCAGCAGGAUCCGGUCUCUCCGUCCUUGCGACCAGCUGACUCUUUCGUUGCCGAGCAAAUCGCGCGAUGCCGUGCAAUGUACUCGACACGGCCGGAGUCGCAGAUAAUUGCAAUAUGA
Messenger RNA from Mixia osmundae IAM 14324, 1122 nucleotides. RefSeq lists its product as uncharacterized. The coding region runs from base 1 to 1122 and encodes 373 amino acids. Gene Ontology annotation, cellular component: nucleus; cytoplasm. Gene Ontology annotation, molecular function: histone H4R3 demethylase activity; sequence-specific DNA binding. Gene Ontology annotation, biological process: positive regulation of translational termination; protein hydroxylation; negative regulation of gene expression. Lineage: Eukaryota; Fungi; Basidiomycota; Mixiomycetes; Mixiales; Mixiaceae. The transcript has a single exon. The record is from RefSeq and is a predicted model, not a curated record.